Molecule: messenger RNA, 1774 nt
Organism: Tilletiaria anomala UBC 951
Lineage: Eukaryota; Fungi; Basidiomycota; Exobasidiomycetes; Georgefischeriales; Tilletiariaceae
Product: glycoside hydrolase family 16 protein
Exons: 5
Coding region: 217-1689 (490 amino acids)
Biological process (GO): fungal-type cell wall organization; (1->6)-beta-D-glucan biosynthetic process
Cellular component (GO): plasma membrane; endoplasmic reticulum membrane
Molecular function (GO): glucosidase activity
Source: RefSeq, a predicted model, not a curated record
CUCCCACUCUGGGUUGAGUGGAUCCCUGGGCACUGAGAGCUUCUCCAACGAAAAACGCGACUCGAGCUACUCGUCCGUGUAUAGCGAGGCAAGCGGGCGCUACGCCGUCGCCACGCCCGCCGGCGCCUUGCUUUGGGACAGCAAGGAUGCCGAGCCGGAUGACUACCUGACCCGAAACGCGACGCCAAGCUGGACCGCCACUGCACCAUCUUUUCGAUGCGUGGGAUCCUCAACGUCGCUGCGCUGCUUGUGCUUGUCUGCGGCCUGCUAGCCCUCUUUGCAGGGUAUCCGAUCAUUGCACAUUUUGUCCACAAGUCUGCCGGAACACUGGGCGGCUUUGGCCUCGGCGGCACCAACGGCACCGGCCAGGUCGCUUUCCUCAAUGGGCUGCGGAAUCUCAUCGACGAAGACACCAAAGAAGCGGACAAGACCUGGACUUCGGGCACGAACGGCAACAAGUACCAGCUCGUCUUCUCGGACGAGUUCCAGCAGGAAGGUCGUACCUUUUGGCCUGGAGACGACCCAUUCUGGGAAGCCGUCGACAUCUGGUACGGCGCGACGGGCGACUACGAGUGGUACUCUCCCGAGGCGAUCAACACGACUGGAGGCGCGCUUCAGAUUGUCAUGCGCCAAAAGGAGACGCACAACCUAAACUUUCAGAGCGGCAUGCUCCAGAGCUGGAAUAAGUUCUGCUUCCAAGGCGGAUAUAUUGAGAUGGCCGUGCAGCUGCCCGGCAGACAGGACACGCGUGGUUUCUGGCCCGGUCUUUGGACGAUGGGCAACCUCGGCCGGCCAGGCUACCUUGGCAGCACAGAGGGCAUGUGGCCGUACUCGUACGACUCGUGCGACUAUGGGACCUUGCCAAACCAGACGAACCCGCAGGGGACGGGUCCGCCGCGCGUGUUAAACGCGCAGGGGCCGUACAGCAAGAACUACGACAACAAGCUUUCGUACCUGCCCGGCCAGCGCGCCAGUGCGUGCACCUGCGCGGGAGAGGACCAUCCGGGCCCCAGCCAUGACGUCGGACGCGCUUCGCCAGAGAUCGACAUUCUCGAGGCCCAGAACACGCAUAGCAUUGGAGAGGCCAGUCAGUCGCUGCAGACGGCGCCGUUCGAUCCUGAUUACGCGUGGGACGAAACAGCCGCCACAUUCUACGGAACCGCUAAAGCAAACUCAUACACCGGCUCCGUCUACCAAGAGGCCGUCUCGGGCAUCUCGAACAUCCCGGCGGACUCAUACCAUGAUGCUGCUGGAGCGCGCUUUGUUACGUACGGCUUUGAAUACCAGCCGGACUGGAACAAAGACGGCAGCGGCUGGAUCACAUGGUACAUGGAUGGCAAAAAGACCUGGACUGUCACAUCCGACUCGGUCCCUGCACGAACCGACAUCAACAUUGCGCGGAGGUUGAUCCCAACGGAGCCCAUGUCGAUCAUCAUCAACCUUGGCAUUUCGUCCGGCUUCCAAGCGGUUCACUGGGAUGAGCUCGAUUUUCCAGGGAUCAUGCUCGUCGACUACGUCCGGGUCUACCAGCUCGCUGGGACGGAGUCAAAGACGAGUUGCGACCCGCCGGACCACCCGACGGCCCAGUACAUCGAAGACCACCCUGAUGUGUACACGAACCCCAACUACACCAUCUGGCCUCGCGAUCGGUACCCAUGGCCCAAGAACAGGCUGGUCAACGUGUGCUAGCUGGCUGGUUCGCCAGACAUCGUACAGUCGGGCAUUGCGAUGUCAAAACACGAUAUCGACACAACGGACAGUCACAACUACGGAC